Molecule: messenger RNA, 5052 nt
Organism: Drosophila novamexicana
Lineage: Eukaryota; Metazoa; Arthropoda; Insecta; Diptera; Drosophilidae
Exons: 4
Coding region: 1762-4914 (1050 amino acids)
Source: RefSeq, a predicted model, not a curated record
CAGUUUUAUAUAUAGAGAUAUUCCUAGAAAUGUUUUCCUGCAUUUUACAUUGACUUGUUAAUUAGACUUUAUAUUUUUUUAUUCGGGUCAAAAAAGAAAACUGGUCAAUUGGCCCAGCUUGUGUACUUAAAGCGCCAUCUCUUGACCGAAUUGUUGAAGAUAAUAAAGCAGUGCAGUUGAGUAAUUUUAAAUAUUUAGGUUUGUGUAUUAGACAAACAAAAGAUGGUUUCUAUCUUGGAUAGGCACAAAUGAGGUCCAAAUAUUGGAAUAAAAGCGGGCGAGAGAGAGGGAAAUUUCUUAUACUUAAUUGAGUGACAUUUUUUAAAUUUCAAACUUUAUCGUUUAUGCGAACAAAAACUGUUGUUGGGAAAUUUUUUAAAAAUUGGCAGAAGACUAAUCAUAAACUGUGCGAAAAUCAAAUAAUCUUUUCGUUCGUCUUAAUUUAAAAACUGAAAACAUUUUACGUAGAACUAGAUUUGAGAGGAAUAUAUACUUUGUGUGCCCAUAAAGCAUGCCAGAAAAAAUCUUUAAUUUUCCCCCAAGUAGGCUGGGUUCAGUCAGGACAAGCAGUUUUAUAUAUAGAGAUAUUCCUAGAAAUGUUUUCCUGCAUUUUACAUUGACUUGUUAAUUAGACUUUAUAUUUUUUUAUUCGGGUCAAAAAAGAAAACUGGUCAAUUGGCCCAGCUUGUGUACUUAAAGCGCCAUCUCUUGACCGAAUUGUUGAAGAUAAUAAAGCAGUGCAGUUGAGUAAUUUUAAAUAUUUAGGUUUGUGUAUUAGACAAACAAAAGAUGGUUUCUAUCUUGGAUAGGCACAAAUGAGGUCCAAAUAUUGGAAUAAAAGCGGGCGAGAGAGAGGGAAAUUUCUUAUACUUAAUUGAGUGACAUUUUUUAAAUUUCAAACUUUAUCGUUUAUGCGAACAAAAACUGUUGUUGGGAAAUUUUUUAAAAAUUGGCAGAAGACUAAUCAUAAACUGUGCGAAAAUCAAAUAAUCUUUUCGUUCGUCUUAAUUUAAAAACUGAAAACAUUUUACGUAGAACUAGAUUUGAGAGGAAUAUAUACUUUGUGUGCCCAUAAAGCAUGCCAGAAAAAAUCUUUAAUUUUCCCCCAAGUAGGCUGGGUUCAGUCAGGACAAGCAGUUUUAUAUAUAGAGAUAUUCCUAGAAAUGUUUUCCUGCAUUUUACAUUGACUUGUUAAUUAGACUUUAUAUUUUUUUAUUCGGGUCAAAAAAGAAAACUGGUCAAUUGGCCCAGCUUGUGUACUUAAAGCGCCAUCUCUUGACCGAAUUGUUGAAGAUAAUAAAGCAGUGCAGUUGAGUAAUUUUAAAUAUUUAGGUUUGUGUAUUAGACAAACAAAAGAUGGUUUCUAUCUUGGAUAGGCACAAAUGAGGUCCAAAUAUUGGAAUAAAAGCGGGCGAGAGAGAGGGAAAUUUCUUAUACUUAAUUGAGUGACAUUUUUUAAAUUUCAAACUUUAUCGUUUAUGCGAACAAAAACUGUUGUUGGGAAAUUUUUUAAAAAUUGGCAGAAGACUAAUCAUAAACUGUGCGAAAAUCAAAUAAUCUUUUCGUUCGUCUUAAUUUAAAAACUGAAAACAUUUUACGUAGAACUAGAUUUGAGAGGAAUAUAUACUUUGUGUGCCCAUAAAGCAUGCCAGAAAUAGUUUAGCCUUAUCAGAUAAAUUCCUAAAUUAAUUUCUAAAUAAACUCCUACAUUAACACUCUUAUAUUUUAUAAAUUGUUUUUAUCACUGCUAAGAAAUUGGUUAUGGAUUUUAAUAAUGAUAAAAAGCAACGUGGUUUGGGCCCCAGUUUUUUGUUGGAGCGAAAGCAGCGUAUAUCUAUUGAAGGUCGAGGCGAUAUGUACAUCAAGAACACUCAAACCCAGGUUCGCGAGCUGUAUCGGCGCGAGGCUCUAAACGAGCCUCGGCGAAGUUCCUCUUCUAACACCGAUAGCCAAUUGCUGAAGACCAGCCUGGAGGUGAAGGCGCUCAACAAGAAGAUUGAACGUGAGAUUGGCAGAUUGAAGAAUUUCCGUUAUUCUUUCCUAAAGGAUGACCAGAGUCCAGUGCAAAAGCAAAAGCCGGCACCGACAAAGGCGACUGUCAAGCACUUGCAUUGGCGUCAAAAGCUAUUAAGACACCACAAAGGACGCACUUUUGACGAGAGUCCAACGUCUUCCAAUCGGCAAGACCUGCAAAGCAUAGGAUUUUCCUCGCCAGACACUGGCGACAGACGACCAUAUUUUCGGACUAUGUGCGUCGCAUCCUCCCCGAAAUCGAGUGCCAGUGAGCAGGUCGAUUCCAGCCGGCCGACAACUGGCGAUAAUCGUUUGGAUCGAAAACAAAAUCAGCCGGAACAGAAGAUCACCCGCAUGUGUGGUGGCUGUGUCUAUGGACACGGCGAAGACAUGUCGCGGCCAUGCUCAGUCUAUCAGAGCGACUACUGUCAGUACGGUGGCGCCUCCUUUUGUCCCCAGUGCACUCCGAACAGUUAUAGGACCUGUGAUAUGCCCGGACCUGUGCCCAUGCCUUACUCGCCCGAUCCGUUAUACCAAUAUCGCGUAGGGUCAGUUAACCAGCAGCAAGAUUCAAUGAUGACCAGCUGUACGUGUUCCAGGCCGAGCUGUUGCAGGCGUAGAACGGACUUGAAUACGGAUAAGUUCUGUCACAGCUGUGCAGAUCCUUUGUCAAACCGUGAUCGCUCUCCAAAAACUAAAGACAAUUUUCUGUCUAGAUCCCCCUCCCCGCGACCACAAACGCGACGCGUUGGGAAAGAAAAGGGGAGAUCUGAAAGCCCCUAUAAGUACCCAAGUCAGAGAGAACAGCGGCCAAAUCCAGACAAAGUAAUGAAAAUUUCUUUUAGAAAACAGCAAUCGGAAUUAUCCGAGAGCGCCAAGACGAAGCCAGCCAAGGAUAAAAUGAUCAUUAAAGCAUACGUAGCAGCGCAAGCGCCGGCUAUUGAUAGACACCAGAUUGACGAGGAGAAGUUGCGCAUGCACCGCGAGUAUAUGGAAAUGUACAGAAUGGAGCAUGAGAAAACCGCCGGAAAGGAUUCCAGCAUAAAUAUGUCAGAGCUCGGAAUAUCUCCCACCUAUACAAUACUGCCCGUGCAGGAAAGCACAAGUGCAAAACAUUGUCGUUCAUAUAUCGUAGGUACGUCCACAAGUCGUCAGGUGAGGUUUUCACUUGAUCAGUGUAAAUGUGAGGAUCCUUCGGAAGCGAAGAUAUGCCAGGACACGGUUACGCAAACGGUGGUAACAAACAGCCGCAUGCAACAAAUGGAGAACUCCUCCAGCGUCGAGUAUGAAAGCUGUGAGGCUAAGACGGACCAAUUCCAAAAGCGUACGCUAUCCGUUAAGCGGAAUGACGUGGUAAAAACAGUCUCAAGCUGUGAAACGGAUGAAGUAGAAGAGGACUUUCUCGAUGAACGCUCAUCCUACGGUGCGAGCGGAAUGAGCCAGUGGCAACUGGCGCAGCAGCCGCCUUCGAUGACCAACCAGUCCAGUCAAACGUCACCGAAAAUAGCUGGCCCGACAGUUUCAAGCUACAUGUCCCAGUGCCAGGGCAUCAUUCGUAAGCAAACGACAACCCAAACAGAUAUUCAAAGCGACUCCCGCGACUGGCAAGAGUGUCCCGAUAUAUUAACACAUGAGCAGCUCCUAAGCUUGAAUCAGGAAAAUGCUGUUCAAAGACCUACGACAAGGCGCGACUUGGCAACGGUUUCGGAACAACCAACAUUCUCUGGGACCCUCGAACAUUCCUAUAGAAAGGUCGUCCAAAGUGAGCCGGUUAUUCAAUCUCCACGCGCUGAGUUUGCAUAUGACAAUGGCCCAAUCUCUGCAGCUGAACGCCCUGAAGCUUUCCAAUCGCAGCCACAUGUUUGGAUUCAGAACUCGUCAGACGCAACUGUAUCGCCCAGAAAGUGUAUUCCAUGGCAUGAAUUGACGAGCAGUUGUACGCAAAGCCAGCAAAUCUGUCGUGAUAGUUCCGGGGUCCAACAAAAUGCGGUAGACUUCACGGAAGAAAUCUACGAAGAUUGCAAAUGCCCUGGUUCAACCCCAGUGCAUACGGAUUACGGCAACGACAACGUGGACUACAGAAACCAGCACAAUUUACCGCCUAACUUAACAACCACGGAGUACACAAGUUUGGUAGAAUGUCCAGAUUAUAACAGCAUAAAAAGACCUGAUGACUGUGAACCGUUUGAAGAUACUACAGCCGAUUAUGACUCUAUUGUGGAAGAGCUGAGUAAUACUAUGCUGUCCAUGCAAGUGCGUAGUCCGACGCCAACAUUGGACGCAACCUUGACUUGUAGAGACCAAGAUGAACAAGAUUUCAAUCCGUGCGAUGAUUCACAGUACAUUCCACAGCUGGAGGAGCCAGGAGCCUCUGGGCGCGCCUAUUUGUACAGACAAGAGCAGUUAAUACACAACUUCGAGCCUCCACGUCAGGAAUCCUAUGACAGAGAGCAGCUGGCAAUCAGAGAUCAGAGUAGGUCCACCGUUCGCGAGAGGCGGGCACGUUCCGUGACAUUUGAAGAUGAAAGCGGCUUCAGCGAGAGAAGCAACACGGUCAAGAGCUGCCGCAGCGUCGUUGAUUGGGAGCGAGUAUCCCAACAUAGCCUGAGAAGAGACACAGGACAAGAAGACUUUCCUGAUCGCAACGGAUAUGUCGACGAUGGAAGCCCUAUGGAUUCAUACAGAUCGAGCAGCACGGCGGGCACAGAGUUUACGUGUAAUGAGUCCAACUACGGAGACGAUUACAUAACCUGCAAUGAGGCCCAAACGGAACGCGGUAUUCAUAUUGGUAUUCCGCCCUUUACCGGAUGUCCCUGCAUGCACAAUGAGUAUAUGAAGCUGGUUGGCAUGUGUAAGCCAAGACCUUAUGGUGGGCUUAACAGCUGGAACUUGCCGGAUUAAUGUGUUUAGCUUUCGACUUAUAUAUUAACUUGAUGCUUAAAAUAGUUUUCUUACGCUCGCUGCCUAAAUAUUAUAAAUAUAUUUUUGAAUAUUACAAUACAAUAAACUGACAGAUGGGCAUUGCUCUGUACACAGUAC